AUGCAAUCUUGUGUCGGAAUCACCUGUUGUUUAUCAUUUGGAGUAAACAUGAAUCUUAGUGACAGUGACAAUGAUACUCUAAUUGCCUCGUGUUUCGACUUUAUUGAUGUAAAUGAUAACUUUGAUAGUGACAAUGACGACGACGACGAUGAUGAUGAUGACGAUGAGCAUGAACACUACUCUUACCACUCGGUCAACAAUAUUCAACAGUAUUUUGGCAAGUCUGGAGGCAGUAGCAACGGACAUCAUCACCAACAGCACCAUGGUGGUAAUCACCACCACUCCAGGGUGAAUGGCGUGGUCGGCCGUGCAGGUGCAGGUGCUUUGGACAACGGUGGUGAAAACCAUGCAAGUGGCGACAGUGAUCUAGAUGCAUCCGAUGACGACAUCUUUAUUCAACCACAUAAUUACGCACACCAUCAACCUGUCAGCAACAACAACACUGGAAACGGUAAUCACAACGGUGUGGGUACCAUCGGUGGAAGCGGCCACGGCAACAAUAGCAACUUAAUACAGCGACGUCGCCGAGGUGCACCCAAAGCACAAGAUGGCAAUGAUAGCAGUGACGACAGCAGUGACAAUGAUAGUAGCUUUGACGAAAGUGGAGAUGAUAAUAAUUUGGUAUCAAACAGUAACAAUAAUAAUGGUAGCAGACAGCAUCAACAUCAACAUCAACAACAACACAACCAUCAUCACCAUCACCACCAACAACAAAGCAUGUCUCGUCAACAACAACAACAACAACAACAAUCAUCAAUAUCUCAGCAAUCACUUCAAAACAGACCAAAGAAACAAUUUGAACCUUCUAUACAAGCAUCUCCUUCAAUAGUACCACAGCAACAACAUCAAGAAAGACAAUCAACUCCAUCCAAGAAGCAACAGCAAGAUAGACAAUCGGGUAAUAAUGGUAAAUUCAAGAAAUCUGGAAGAAACUCAUCGAAGGAUUCAGCUCCAUCCGUUGUCAAAAUUCUAAAGAGAAAUGAGACAAGUGUUGAUCCAGAUCAAUUGAAUAAAAUGUUUACACCAACGAAAGGAGACAAACAAACUGUUACCGCGGUUGUUUCAACUGGAUCUUCUUCGGCUGCUGCAACAGCAAAUGGCAAUGGCCAGAAGCAGCCAAAGAAAUCAAAAAAAGAGAGAUCCUCCGAUAAGAAAAAGUCGGCUGGUAACAACGAUCAUCAUCACCAUCAGAAUCAAAGCAAUGGAAAUGGUCAAAAUGCUGUACAGCUUACGCCGCUUCAGCAGCAGCAACUUCAAUUGGAAAUGAAGCAGCGGUAUCGCGAGGAAAAAGCAGUCGGUCGUAUCCUGGGUGAAACACCGACUCCUUUCGAUUUGGAUACAGUGACAUUCACAUCGCUCAACAAUUUCGAGCUGAAUGAAAUCGUUUUGGUUCCACGUUCGCGUGGUGGUCUCACCUAUGGAAAGAUCCACGAGAUUCUCUCGUCCUCUCAGUGUCACCACGACACGAGCGUACAUCAUCCCGGUACAAACUAUCGUGCGAUCUAUCCAUCCGGUGCCAAAAAAGACAAUCUCUUCAAGGAUUUGCCAUCUUCCUACCUUGGAAAGUUGCAAUCCUACGAAAAGGUUGUGCCAAUCGCUGGUGGUGACAACUCGGCUACCACUCGCCAAAUCGGACAAAAGGCAUCGGCUAAGGAUCUCCAGAAUCUAGUAUUCUCACCAGCUUCCAAGUUUCUACCGAAUCAGAUUGCUCUCAUCCCGAGAAGCAAGGGUGGAUUCACCUAUGGUGGAAUCAUCAAGGAGUGCAGAGUUCCAUGCAAGGUCGGUGAUAUCAAGCAUGAAGUUCAAGGCUAUCGUGUCUUGGUAGAGAAGAGAAACGACACUACCAUCAUCAAAGAUCUCAUCGUUGGAAAUAUUGGUAAGAUAUUCAGUGUUGAGAAUCAACAGCAAGUAGCUCAACAACAACAACUACAACAACAAAAGAAUGAAAAGAAACAGCCAAUCAUAAAUAAUAAUAAUAAUAGUAAUAAUAAUAAUAAUAGUAGUAUGGAAUCAGCUGUCUUAUCAACUCCAUCUGCAAAGGAUGAUGCUGGUAAUGACUCUACUGGUGACGAUGUUGCAAAGGUUGAUAAAGAUGAGAAACAUAAUUCUGGUGAUGACGAUGACGAUGAUGAAGAAGAGAUUCUAUGGCAUGGUGAAUCAUCUGGAACUACAAGUUCCAGCGCCAAUAACAACAAUACAACAACCACUACCACUACAACUUUUGAAACACCACAACUACCUGCUCAAUCUAAACUUCAACAACCACCUGCUCUUGGUGCAAGAGGAGUUAUCGAAGUACCAUCAGACUCUGUUGUUUUCACAAAGAACAAAAAGAACAAGUCAUCCUCUUAUUUGGUUGUUAUCGACGGACCGAAUGUCGCAUUGAAAUACGGUAAAAAGAACUGUUUCUCUGUGAUUGCCAUCAAGAAGGCGUUGGAUUACUACAUUCAACGUGGCUAUGAAGCGGUUGCAUUCGUUCCAGAGUCUGUUGCCUCGAGAAAACCAACCGGUCCAAACGCACCAAUGAAGUUGUUGGAUUUCCAACCGGUCGUCGAUAACUUUGCCAUGUUCCAAGAGCUGGUUGCCCGAGAGUUGGUUUGCUUGACGCCACCGCAAGACUAUGACGAUAGCUAUGCGAUCCAAUACGCCAAGAAACACAACGCCAUCAUUGUAACGAACGACCGCUACAACGAUCACAUCAACAAGCAAGAGACAGACGCCGAGAGACAGAAAGCCAGGAAGUUCAUUCGCGAACACUGUAUAUCGUUCACCUUUGUUCGUCAGGAAUUCCUUCCAAAUCCAGACUUUCAAUUUCCAAACACUUAA
Molecule: messenger RNA, 2826 nt
Organism: Heterostelium album PN500
Lineage: Eukaryota; Evosea; Eumycetozoa; Acytosteliales; Acytosteliaceae
Exons: 3
Coding region: 1-2826 (941 amino acids)
Cellular component (GO): cytoplasmic ribonucleoprotein granule; nucleus
Molecular function (GO): RNA endonuclease activity; mRNA binding
Source: RefSeq, a predicted model, not a curated record